Molecule: messenger RNA, 1674 nt
Organism: Aspergillus welwitschiae
Lineage: Eukaryota; Fungi; Ascomycota; Eurotiomycetes; Eurotiales; Aspergillaceae
Product: GMC family oxidoreductase
Exons: 7
Coding region: 1-1674 (557 amino acids)
Molecular function (GO): oxidoreductase activity, acting on CH-OH group of donors; flavin adenine dinucleotide binding
Source: RefSeq, a predicted model, not a curated record
AUGCACACAGAGGAAACAUUCGACUUCAUCAUAGUCGGAGCAGGCGUUGCGGGCUGCGUCUUAGCAAGUCGAAUCUCGCAAAGUCGUCCCGACUUACGCAUCCUGCUCAUUGAAGCAGGCAUCGAGAAAGAUGAUCGGACAUCUGCCGCAAUGGGCUUCGUGGCAGGGUUCGACUCAGAUCUCGAAUGGAAUCUUCGCUCGGUGCCGCAGGAGCGCGCUUUCGGAGGUGAUACGGUUUGUUUGGCCUCUGGCAAGAUUGUCGGAGGAGGGUCGGGGGUUAAUUAUCAGGUGUAUACGCGGGGCCCGGCUGUUGAUUAUGACCAAUGGGCAGAUUUAGUUCAAGACCGGAGAUGGUCGUGGAAUGGUCUUCUGCCAUAUUUUAAGCGGGUCGAGACAUGGUACCCUUCUGUGGAGAUGAAGAAGAGAGGUCUUCUCACGAUUGAUUCUCAUGGAGAUCGUGGACCGAUCAAGGUCAGUCAUGCGACGAAUAGUGGCAAGCCACGCAAUUAUCCGUUGCGGGAGAAGAGUCGCAGAUUUCACGAAUUUCUCGGUCGCAAGCAGGCAGACGAUAUGAAUAGUGGAGAGCAGCUGGGGUAUUCGGAGGCUUUCAGUUCCUCCUAUGCAGGACUGAGGAGCUUUGCGAGUAGCUACCCUUUGGGGAGCAAUGUCACUCUCUGGACGAAAGCAACGGUGGAGAGACUCAUCAUGACCGGAAGGACUGCGGAAGGCGUCGUUGUUGCGCGAGCAGUGGGAGAUCAGAUUGAGCGUGUCCAGGUCAGGGCUCGAAAAGAAGUGAUUCUGUCGGCAGGAGCAUAUGGAUCACCCAAAAUACUUUUACUCAGCGGCAUCGGCCCAGCAGCAGAGCUGAAGCGACACAACAUCACCCCGGUCGCAGACCUCCCCGUGGGGAAGAACUAUGCUGACCAUCCGCAUAUAUUCACUUACUGGACGAUCGACGAGUGCAAUGCUACCCUAGGUGACGGGGAAAUGGAGACCGAUCAAGUCCAUUGGCUAGCGGGCUUGCCAUACGAUUGGAUGUCCUUUGCGCCUGCAGACACGAAAACGCAAGAGAUAGCCAAGAAAAUACUGAGCCCAACUGAGCGAAGUCGGUACUUGGCUGACGGGAAGAUGCAACUCGAAAAUUUUAUCGUCUACACCGCCGUCGACACGUCCGCUCGCAAGAAACCCCUCGAAGGCUGGCCCGGUAAGCGCGUCAUCAGCCUCAUGCACGUUCUCGUCGACUCGGUGUCACGGGGUACUCUCACGCUGCGCUCAUCUGACCCUGCUGACGCACCCGUGCUCGAUCCCAAACUCCUUGCGUCCCCGAUUGACCGAUCAGCGUUGUAUGAGAAUGUGCGGGAGACUGCGCGAGCCAUCCAGGCCGUUGAGGGUCUCAAUGCUGUUGAGUUCGGUGUGGAUGAUUUUCUCCGGGAUAACUGGUCUAAUGAGGCGAUCGAGGUCCGGGCGAAUCGGAGUGGUGGUAGCACCUAUCACUACUCAGGGACUUGUGCGAUGGGAGAAGUUGUGGACACUGAGUGUCGAGUCUAUCAGGCUGAGCGACUGAGGGUUGUGGACUCGGGCAUUAUUCCGCUCCCGUUGGCGGCGCAUUAUCAGGCGCCUACAUAUGGUAUUGCUGAACAGGCCGCAGACAUGAUUCUUUCCGCAGUAGCUUGA